This is a messenger RNA of Rhinocladiella mackenziei CBS 650.93, 1476 nucleotides long. RefSeq lists its product as uncharacterized. The transcript has a single exon. Bases 1 to 1476 code for a protein of 491 amino acids. The record is from RefSeq and is a predicted model, not a curated record. NCBI's taxonomy places the organism in Eukaryota, Fungi, Ascomycota, Eurotiomycetes, Chaetothyriales, Herpotrichiellaceae. Gene Ontology annotation, cellular component: fungal-type vacuole membrane. Gene Ontology annotation, biological process: macroautophagy.
AUGAGAGUCCUCACCGUGCUCUCGGCGGCAGCUGUCGCCUCAGCAUUCGUUAUCCCAGAUCGAGCCACCCUCGAGGCUUUGACCCUUCAGAACCAGGACAUUGAACAGCCAUCGGAACAUCCUUUCUGGGAAAAACUUCACAAGGUGGAGAACUUUUGGGAUGACCUGGAAGAAGAGUUCACAAAAGCUGCUACGAGUUGUACCAAGCAUAGAUUCACAGAGGUCGUGGGCGCGGCCCAUGAUGCCACCGUCAAGUACGGCGAACAAUUUCAAGAUGCUUUUGCUGGUGAUGCCUGGUUAGACACGGCCGACUAUGACCUUGAUCUGGUGGAUGCUCCCCCUCAUCAUGGCCGCCCUCCACAUCGUGGGCCACCUGGCCGUCGCCCUCCCCCGGGCAAGAAGCCUCGCCACCCUCCUCAUCAUGGCCCGCCCAAUCAGACCGUGUACGAGAUGAUCUCGAAGAGCAAAUAUACCACCAAAUUGGCUGCCGCCAUCAACGAGUUUCCCGAUCUGGUGGAUCUUCUGAACGGCACCAAGGCCAACUACACUGUUUUUGCACCGACGGACAAGGCGUUUGAGAAGAUCCCCAAGCACGCCCCUAAGCCAACCAAGGAGUUCUUGAAGAAGCUUCUGAUCUACCAUAUCUCGACUGAAUUCUACCCGGCAGGUCGUAUUUUGGUCAGCCGGACCAUCCCGACAGCUCUCGAGGCAGAGGCCAUUGGCAACGUGCCACAACGUCUCUCCAGUCAAGUCUCACUGAGAGGCCUCACCCUGAAUUUCUAUUCCCGUGUGGUCGGGAUUAACAUCUUUGGCACCAAUGGUGUCAUCCAUGGAAUUGACAGCAUUCUCCUUCCUCCACCAAAGGUCGUAGAUAUUCUUUCCGUACUUCCCGGCGAGUUCAGCACUCUUGAUUUCGCCCUGGAGAAGACCGGCUUGUAUCCGCUCUUCAAUGAUACAUCAAGCCACGAAGGAGGUACUUUCUUUGCCCCCUCCAACUUCGCUUUCCAGCGUCUUGGACCAAGGAUCAAUGCCUUCCUUUUCAGCAAGUUUGGCCAGAAGUUCCUCAAGGCCUUGCUCCUGUAUCAUACCGUCGACAACAUCACCCUCUACUCGGACGCCAUCUACAAGGUUGACGCCGAGUCCGCCCCACCCCAUCACAAAUUCCCCAAGGGUUUGAUCCAUGUUGAUCUCCCCACCGGCCUCGAAGGAGAAAGUUUAAGCGUUGAUAUUGCCCGAUACGGUCGGCUCGUCACUAUGAAGAUCAAUGGAUUUUCUAAAGUUAGCGUGCUCGAUGGCAUUGCUGCUGAUGGUGUUGUCCACGUCGUUCCCAACAUAUUGAUCCCGCCAAAGACACCUGGUGGUCCGGGCGUUGCCGAUGACGACAUGGACCUCGAUGAAUUCAAGGCAAGAUUGGCACCUUUUGUGGAAGGAGGAGAAGAAAGCUCUGAGUUCAUUGAAGAAGAUCCUGAACUCUAA